Molecule: messenger RNA, 935 nt
Organism: Vigna umbellata (rice bean)
Lineage: Eukaryota; Viridiplantae; Streptophyta; Magnoliopsida; Fabales; Fabaceae
Product: ras-related protein RABA1f-like
Molecular function (GO): GTP binding; GTPase activity
Source: RefSeq, a predicted model, not a curated record
UAAAUUUGUUAACAUUACAAAAGUGAAGUCCGCUUUUGUAUCAUCUUUCUUCCAAAUCUGGGUUUUUUCUUUUUAAUUCAAAUUCCAACAUUUUUUUCCUCCGUUUCACUUUUCUCCUUUCACUCUCUACAAAUCCAUACAUACACAAUAAAAGGAGGAACAACAAAUGGGGGCGUACAGAGCCGACGACGAUUACGAUUACUUGUUCAAGGUGGUUCUGAUCGGCGACUCCGGCGUCGGCAAAUCGAACCUUCUUUCUCGAUUCACGCGAAACGAAUUCAGCCUCGAAUCCAAGUCUACCAUUGGCGUUGAGUUCGCCACCAGAAGCAUUCGCGUCGAUGACAAGGUUGUCAAGGCUCAGAUUUGGGACACUGCUGGCCAAGAAAGGUACCGAGCUAUUACAAGUGCAUAUUAUCGUGGAGCUGUUGGUGCUUUACUAGUCUAUGAUGUUACGCGUCAUGUUACUUUUGAAAAUGUGGAGAGAUGGCUAAAAGAGCUGAGAGAUCAUACAGAUGCCAAUAUUGUGGUGAUGCUUGUAGGGAACAAAGCAGACCUGCGUCAUCUGCGAGCAGUUUCCACCGAAGAUGCUACAACUUUCGCCCAGCGAGAGAGAACAUUUUUUAUGGAAACAUCUGCCCUCGAAUCGUUGAACGUUGGAAAUGCCUUCACAGAAGUGCUGACUCAGAUCUAUCAUGUUGUAAGCAAGAAGGCCCUUGAGAUUGGAGACGAUCCAGCAGCUUUACCGAAAGGGCAGACAAUUAGUGUUGGUUCCCGUGAUGAUGUAUCAGCUGUGAAACAAGGUGGAUGUUGUUCUGCUUGAGUGUGUAGUACAAGUCAGUCUCUGUAUUUUUACUUUUAAACACAUGCCUUGUUUAUACCAUGUAGAGAUUCACCUCACAACAUGAAUAUGAUUGUUUAAAGAGCAUCAAACUUUA